CGAGAGCCGUGGCAAACCAAACUUGCCACAUCGGCCAUGAUGCGGCCUGCCGACGAGUACGCUUCCGUGCAGGACGACACGUCGGCCCGGAAGAGCUUUGCCGCUGUUACGACACCUAUCAUGGAAGACGACGGUGCGAUGGCUCCCCUCGUCGUCGAUAAUUUGAACCCGCCACUAUCAACGCCACCGAAGAAGAAACGUGUGGCGUGUCUGGAUGUGUUUCGAGGUGUCACGAUCACAGUCAUGAUAUUCGUGAACCUUGGUGGCGGUGGCUUGGACCCGUUCAUCCACGUGGGAUGGAACGGCCUGCACCCGGCGGACUGCGUCUUUCCAUUCUUUGCCUGGAUUAUGGGUGUCACAAUGAAUGUCGGAAUGGCGUCUCAUGCUAAAAAAGGCACAGCUCCAUUGGAGAUCCUCCUCGGCAACUUUGUCCGCUCGGUCAAGCUCUUCUUGUUGGGUCUCUUUGUGAACAACUUCCGGAACCUCAAGACUGGGCGCAUCACCGGCGUGUUGCAGUCGUUUGGGUUUGCGUAUUUGGCCGUUUCAGUUGGCAUUGUGGUUGGAUUACAUUGGAAAUCCGAUGUCCGCACGUGGCAGCAUCGACUGAUUGAAGGCGCCGUCAUCGCGGCCCUUGUGACCACGAAUCUCCUCAUCACGUUUCUCCUUUCGGUGCCUGGGUGCCCCACCAGCAACUUGGGCAAUGAAAUCGAAGCGUGCGGCCCCCAUUACUACGUUGACAAGUUGGUGUUUGGCGACAGUCAUCUCUAUUCCGCUGGAAACAACGACCCUGAAGGUCUCCUCAAUUGGCUGAUGGUGGCGUUCACGGCGUAUAUUGGGUACGUCGUGGGGGGAUUUUUCCUUGCCACCACGGAAUGGAAGCGGAAAGUGGCGAUUCUGAUGGGUGCGGGGAUCGUGCUGGGGCUGGUUGGCCUCGGGCUGGCGGGGUUUCAAGUUGAAGGCGGACCUAUUCCCGUCAAUAAGAGCAUCUGGAGUGUAUCGUUCGUGCUGACCGUGUCAGGGAUGGCGUGCGUCGUCCUGUGCGUGUUCUACUUGAUCGUGGACAAAUUUGCCUGGUGGCACGGCAUGCCAUUCAAGGAAACCGGCAUGAACGCGAUCGCGUUGUACGUUGGGCAUGAAGUCGUGGGGCAGCACGCUCCGUUUGGAUGGGACCGUGACGAAGAUGUGGUGGCGCAAAAUGUCCUUAGCAACCUGGGCGGGACCCUGUGCUGGGUCAUGAUUGCCAUUUGGAUGUUCAAGCACGAAUACUUCAUCACGGUUUGAUUGCGUCCCAACGACAGCACCGGUUGGACUUGUUGGCCGACCGACCGCCAUGCAUCCCGGUGACAGACACACGACGGCGUUGGUGAGGCGUACGUUCGAGCGAAGCCGGAGCAUUUAUUUACGAUUGAAUGGAACCAUCGGCCAACACCAACAGGUGUCAAUCUAAAAUUGACAUCCCUUUGAAUCUCAACGACACCUUGCUGCGAAUCGAGGACCCAGUCUGACUCGAUAGCAGAAACAGUUCUUGCAUGCAUCGUUCUCAACACUAC
Aphanomyces invadans is the source of this 1550-nucleotide messenger RNA. RefSeq lists its product as hypothetical. The transcript is spliced from 6 exons. The coding region runs from base 37 to 1281 and encodes 414 amino acids. The record is from RefSeq and is a predicted model, not a curated record. NCBI's taxonomy places the organism in Eukaryota, Oomycota, Saprolegniomycetes, Saprolegniales, Verrucalvaceae.